UCUGAAUAUCGCAAUAAAUAUUAAUAAUAAAUCUGAGUAAUCGUACUUACUACAUGUACAUACAAGACAAGUGUAGUUUCGAUUUCGAAUACUCGAUUAUUUUGUACCUAUAAUUUAUUAUGUUUUGAUGAUUGGACUGAUUAGAGAGAGGGAUUGGAUUCUCAUUUGUUGUUGUAAUGUCUCUCGCCAAAAUGGUUUGCAUUUUCGGUCAUUGACGAAGUAAUAGAGUUGGUUUACGGCGUUGGUUGCUUUGUGUCUGUUGGAGUUUAGCCCACAUUAAAGAAAACAUGGCCAUGUAAAUAUGACUGAAAUCACCAUACCUAAAUACGGGCUGGUACAGGACGUUAAGCCACACUAUGUGUAUACGAUCAAGGUUUUAUCUGACGGUUACCAAGAGUGCGUGGAAAGACGGUAUAGUGCUUUUCACGCAUUUCAUAGGGAGUUGAGGAAAUCUAUAUCCACACCGCCAUUUCCAUCAAAACGCAUACGAUGCUCGCAGCCAAAAGUUCUCGAACAAAGAAGAGCUGGUUUGGAGAGAUAUUUACAGACAGUUUUCAAAAUUGAAGGUGGAUAUAAACAGGUCAUGGAAUUCCUCGGGUUAAAGUAUCAGCCAAGCCAUAAAAUAGAUGUCAAGUAUCAGCGCCCAGUGUUUCAUAUGAUAAAUGAACAUAUUCCAUCUAAAAACAGACAUGAAAAACGUUUAUGUUUACCAGACAUAAUCACAGAUGGUGUCCUUAAAGCUUUAUAUGGUUAGUAUUUAACAGGUUGACCGCCAUGAGUCUCUUUUAGGGUUCUCACUGGUCUGUCCCCCUGACGCCACAAUAUUUUUAAUGGGUUUACUCAAAUUUUAUUUGAACAAAAAAAUGAUUGGAUUCUGCUUAAACUUGAUAUAUGGGUUCAGUAUUGCUUAUAUAACUUAUCUACAGUUAUUUUGGAUAAAUUCUAGCUGAGAUCCUUAAUAGAGUCUCAUGGCGCUGAUGAGUAAUUCGUAAUAAAAAUUAAUGAUUGUUCCUAACAUAUUGAGACACUAAAUAGGUUCUCAAAAUAUUAAUUGUAAUAAUAACUUGUCAUUCCACUACAUUUAGUAAGUAUGUUAUUUAGGAUAUAUCUGUUUAGGAACAUGAGGUUUAUAUGGUUAAAAAUGUACCAAACUAUUUUUCAAAAAAUCAUACCUUAGUAGUAAAACCUUUAAUAGUACCUUUAAUAGUAAUUAAAAUAAUAGUUAGUAAUAAAAUGUAUAAUUAUUAUACCAAUGACAUAAUAAAAAUUUAAAAAGUAACAUUUUCUUAUUUUACAUAACAGGUAUCACAGUAAAAUAAUUAGUAUCACAUUUUAUUUUCUUAUAAAUAUUAAAUAAACAACUGAAAAAAGUAACUUAUACCUUAUGUAUACUGCUUGGUGUACAAGUAAUUAAAAUAAUAGUUAGUAACAAAAUGUAUAAUUAUUAUACCAAUAACAUAAUAAAAAUUUAAAAUUUAAAAAGUAACAUUUUCUUAUUUUACAUAACAGGUAUCACAGUAAAAUAAUUAGUAUCACAUUUUAUUUUCUUAUAAAUAUUAAAUAAACAAUUGAAAAAAGUAACUUAUACCUUAUGUAUACUGCAUUGUGUACAAGUAAUUAAAAUAAUAGUUAGUAAUAAAAUGUAUAAUUAUUAUACCAAUAACAUAAUAAAAAUUUAAAAUUUAAAAAGUAACAUUUUCUUAUUUUACAUAACAGGUAUCACAGUAAAAUAAUUAGUAUCACAUUUUAUUUUCUUAUAAAUAUUAAAUAAACAAUUGAAAAAAGUAACUUAUACCUUAUGUAUACUGCAUUGUGUACAAGUAAUUAAAAUAAUAGUUAGUAAUAAAAUGUAUAAUUAUUAUACCAAUAACAUAAUAAAAAUUUAAAAUUUAAAAAGUAACAUUUUCUUAUUUUACAUAAUAGGUAUCACAGUAUAAUAAUAAUUAGUAUCACAUUUAAUUUUCUUAUAAAUAUUAAAUAAACAACUGAAAAAAUUACUUAUACCUUAAUUAUACUGCAUGGUGUAAAGGUAAUUAACUACUUUGAUACUUUGUGAUCUUCAAAAAAACACUCAAAACAAAUUUUUUGGUCACAUGCCUCACAUUUUGUACUUGUUUUUUUGGAGUAUUUUUGGGAAUAUGUUCUUCCUUUUUCUUUUACCAUUUUUUUAUAGCAUUUAUUGCAUCUACCUUUGAUUGUUUUCACUAGUUUAUGUUUAAUUUGGUUAAUAGAUUCAAUAGGUUCAACAUCUUUUGUGAUAAGAUUUUCUACUAACAUUGUACGAAAUUCAGUAAUUGAUAUUUUAUUAUCUGUCACUUGAGUAAACAAAACAUGUGCAUUGACAACUGCAAUAUUUAAAAGAGCAUCUAGUACUACUUUUCUGUACCACUUUACACAACGACGCAAUGGAUUUGAAUACGAACUCAUUUGAUCAGAUAAAUCUAUUGGAGAUUUACCUUCAUUAUAAUCCAUUACAACUCUUGGUUUCAUAAUGGUUUUACCUCGAACAGACAACUUCACCAUUUCACUGUCAUGUUUGGAUGAGAUCAUACAUAAUUCUCUUUUAUCACGCCAUUUUAAAACUAAAAUAUUUGAUGAACUCCUCAUAGAUGAAAUUUCAUCUUUUUUUAAUUUUUUUGUUGUCACUUCUUUAGGAUUUGAUUUUCUGUUGGUUCUUAAAGUACCUACUAAAUGUGUUUGUUGUCUAUUUAAAAGUUCGGCAAGUUCAACACUAGUGUACCAGUUGUCAACCACAAGUGUUCGACCACAAUUUAGAAAUGGUUCUGAUAGUUCUUGGACAAUUUUGGAACCAACAUUAAAAUCAGGAUUGGCUUCCUUUCCACAAUACACCUUUACAGCUAGUGUAUAGCAGGGAUGGAUGCAUAAUUUAAAUAGCUUGAUUCCGAAUUUGUUUCUUUUAUUUUUGAUAUAUUGUUUAAACGACAAUCUACCCAUGAACUUUAUUAAAGACUCAUCAAUACAAAAUGAUUCACCAGGUUUCAUACACAUAUUUGAAUUGAUCAUUAUGUCAUCUAAUAUAGUUCCCAGUUUAUAUAAGCGAUUAGUUUUAUCAAUCUGAGAGUUGUCAGAAAAAUGAAUCAUCUGUAGUAAUAUUUCAAAUCGAUUCCUACUCAUGAUGGUUCCAAAUUUAGUAUUAAAUAUUUUUGAAUUGCUCCAAUAUAAUUCAUAUGUUGGCAAUUGAACUAUACCUGUCCACAUGAGGAGUCCAAAAAAUUGUUUUAAUUCAAUAACAUUUGUGUCUUUCCAUUUAUUAAGACGAGAGUGAGGUGAUAUGUUUUUACCACUAAUUUGCUGGGACGCAUAUCUAUUAGUUUCUACAACUAUUUUACUAAGAAUUCUAUCAUCUACUAUUAGCUGAUAAAAAUCAAGCGGUGACCCAUCAAUCAUGGUAUCAAAUAAGUCUGGAUUAAUACCUGUUAUUUCAUUAUUAGGAUUGAAUAUAAAAUUGUUCAUAACUUUGUCGUCGACUCGCCACUGACGAUUUGGUUCAGAUACUGGGUUUUUUGGUCUUCCACGUGGUUUAUGUGUGACAAUGAUAUCGUCUUCUGAGUCACUAAUAUGAGAAACCUCUAUAUACAAAAUAUACAAUAAAUAUAGAAUAGUAUAAUAUGUUGUGUAUAGAAUUAGUUUUAAUUUACCAGAGUCAUAAACAUUAUUUUCUUCAACAUCCAUAUAAACUGCCAGAGGGUCAGCUAAAUAAUAAAAUAAUAAAUAACUCAGUUCAACUGUUGUACAAUUCAAGUAUUAUAAAUUAUUACCAUUGUGAUUACUACGGUUACUAGUUUCUGGAAAUAAGCAUCGAUUUGUUUUGAUUUCAUCAGUUUCUGAAUCAUUUUCAUCUAAGUGUAAUAUAAUAUGAAAAUAUGGAUACUAAAAAAAUCAUUGUAUGUUGUAAAUAAUAAUGUAAAGGCACUUACUAGUCAAAUUAUUAUUGUGGGAUAACUCCCAAGUAGGAUCGUCAUCUGAGUCAUCAGGAUAUUCCUCAAAAUCAGAAUCAAUUAAAUCACUUAUCUCUUGUGAAUUCAUUUAUAAAUUAUUUGAAAACUAAGUACAGUAAGACAGUACAUCAAAAAUAAAUAGAGUAAAACAGUAAAGCAAAAAAUUUUUUAAAAUAAACGUUAUCGUAUCAUAAAUUAAAUUUUUAUCGUAUUAUCAAGUUCUAUAUUAUCAGUAGCGGUAGAUAUCAUAUUAUACAAAAUAAAAACCAGAAAUAUAAAACCACAAACAUGGUCAAAUACAUUGUACAACCAUGACCAGAAAACUUAAUUGUUAUCAAUAAAUUUAAAAUGAACAAAUAAAGAUAAACGUUUGCUACAAAGACCAAAUUAAUGUGGUCACACUGUAGAAUCCGAUUCUGCAAUCAAAACUAUGUUAAUUGAGACUCUUUUCAGAGUAUCAGCAUUUAUUUCUAACUGAUCAUUAAGAUCCCAAAAAGAGUCUCAAACACGAUUUUCAGUAAUAUAGGUGAGACCCCAAAUCGAGUCUCAUGGCGUUGUUGAGUUAUUUUAAAAAAAACCCGUGGCGGUCAACCUGUUAACUAUUGAGAAAUAGUGAUAUAUUUAGGUACACCUUUUGUACCUAGAUUUUUUUUAUUAUUUAUAUAGAUAAACAUUUGAAAUCAAACUUAUUUUUAGUAAUUUUAUUAUAUUUUACUCAUGUAACAUUGUUUAUUUUAGAAAAACAAUGACCAUAAUUAUUAUUUUAAUAUAAUACCUACACAAAUAAUAAAUAUAUUAUAUUAUAACAA
Molecule: messenger RNA, 4768 nt
Organism: Aphis gossypii (cotton aphid)
Lineage: Eukaryota; Metazoa; Arthropoda; Insecta; Hemiptera; Aphididae
Product: sorting nexin-24-like
Exons: 4
Coding region: 302-754 (150 amino acids)
Molecular function (GO): phosphatidylinositol phosphate binding
Source: RefSeq, a predicted model, not a curated record